UUUUGUGUUUAAUCCUGUUUUACUGCAUUUAUCAGAUUAGUGUCAUGGAAAGUAUACAAGAAGAUUUUCAGGGAGCUGCAAAUGAAGAAAUGAAACCAAUUAAUCUACUGAAAUUGAUCACAGAAGCAAAAGCCAGGCUCGGACCUACCUUUACUUGGAAUAAAGAAUUGGAUGUGGUUUAUGAUGUACAGCGCUCCACAAUGAACCAUGUGCUGACUCCUGUGGAUCCGAUCGUGUACGAUGAGGUCAAUGUGAAUCUUGGACAGGGUUACAGUAACAAGACUGGAAAGUUCACAUGUCCCAAGUGUGGGCUGUAUUUUUUCUGUUACUCUUCAUUGCCAGGGAGGGGACUGCUGACAGAUGUGGCCCUGAUCAAGAACAAUAAGAUGGUCACUGUGAUCCAUAGCGUGCUUCCAAUAAACAGUUCCCAGCUCUCAAUCAAAACUGUGAUCCUGGAUCUCCACAAAGGAGACCAGGUAUGGGUCAAGCUGGUUUCUGGGAGUCUCUGGAGUCGGAAUGGAUCACUCAGCUUUCAGGGAUUUCUACUGACUCAUUCUGCUCAAUAAUGAUCGAGAAAGAUUGAGAUAAAUUCUUCUCUUCUGUGCUGGUGGGCCAGAGGCCUUUGCCACAAAUUGGUCAAUAUUUUCUGACUACCCAAUGAAUUAUCGUGCACAAGUGUAUGAUAACAGCUCACCUAUAGUAAGCUCACCUUCACCAAAGAGGAAAAUCUAACAUGUUUAUCUCUGGGAAUCAAUGUUGAUUUCAAGAUAGUUUAUGAAUUAACAAAUGCUUAAUAUCUGCUGCACAUUAUGCUCCAGGAAGCUAUCCUGUUAACAAAUAUCUCUUUAAAUAAGUGGCACGGACAGUAAGGGAGACACCAACAUACAGGGACGGAGAAAGAAGGUCAGAUAGAAUGAAGGAUGUAAGAAUGAAAGAACUAGAAGCAGGAGCAGCCAAUUCAGCCCUCAAGCCUGUUCUACCAUUUGACACAAUCAGGACUGAUCUAAUCUUGGCCUCAACUUUCCUGCCAACUCUCCAUAACCCUCCAACCCAUCACUAAUUAGCUAUCACUCUAUCACCUCCUUAAAUUUACUUAAUGUCCCAGCAUUCACCACAAUCUAGGGUAGUCAAUUCCACAGAUUCAUGACCGUUUCAUAGAAUUAAUUUCUCCUCGGUUUUAAAUCUGUUAAACUGGCUGAAGCAAACUCAGUUUUGAGAUGGUGGAGAUGCAGUUUCCACUGCAAGAAGUAUAUCACAGUGCAAAGCUUUGAGAGUAAGCUCAGUUUUCCAGGUAGGAACUAUACCAAUAGAGAAAGUUGUAGAAUUGACACCAUGGUGGUAAAACCUAUGAUUAAUCCACAUUUGCACCUGGUAUCAAAAUCUGUUAACAAGAAAGACACAUUUAAAUGUAAACAGCGGCUUUCACAUCCGGAAUUCUCACAUUUAAAGGGCCAGAUCAAAGAUUUGGUGUUUGCCGAAUGAUUCUCAUGCCUGUCUAUAUGGAUGUGACCAUCUAGAAUCAAUGCAAAUAGUUCUGUGCAUCAGAUUUUUCAAUAAAGCUUCUUUCAGCAUUGAAA
Messenger RNA from Rhincodon typus (whale shark), 1577 nucleotides. Its product is annotated as complement C1q tumor necrosis factor-related protein 3-like. The record is from RefSeq and is a predicted model, not a curated record. The transcript is spliced from 3 exons. The coding region runs from base 45 to 566 and encodes 173 amino acids. Gene Ontology annotation, molecular function: protein binding. NCBI's taxonomy places the organism in Eukaryota, Metazoa, Chordata, Chondrichthyes, Orectolobiformes, Rhincodontidae.